Oncorhynchus keta (chum salmon) is the source of this 2035-nucleotide messenger RNA. It is a transcript of the gene ndr1, whose product is annotated as nodal-related 1. The record is from RefSeq and is a predicted model, not a curated record. Gene Ontology annotation, biological process: BMP signaling pathway; SMAD protein signal transduction. The transcript has 3 exons. The coding region runs from base 322 to 1578 and encodes 418 amino acids. Gene Ontology annotation, molecular function: type I activin receptor binding; growth factor activity; cytokine activity. Lineage: Eukaryota; Metazoa; Chordata; Actinopteri; Salmoniformes; Salmonidae. Gene Ontology annotation, cellular component: extracellular region.
UCAGUGCAGUGCUAUUCAAGUUUUAACACCUGGCCUACUCCAAAGAGCCGUUGGUUUCGAUUGCCUUACACAACGACCUUGGCCUUUGAACUCUCUGUUCUCCCGUGGAUCACACAUUCACUUCAAAAGCUCGAGGCACGACAGAACUCUUCAAGAAAGACACAGGGUUGUUAUAAGUAUUCUCACUCCAGCAGACAGCAUCUCACCUGAGGUAUUCACAACGGGAAAAGGAGCUCUACCCUAUAUAUCUGUCUCUCACAACAAGAGCUUCACUGGCUUCAAUUUUACAGGAAAAUAAUACACUUAAAAUAACCUGGAAUUAUGGAAGGACUCACUCUGGCUUUCUUCUUGGCGCUUCUGGUGGACUCGAUCUGUGUGGUUGGAGCAGAGAAUUUCCCAGGAAACCGUGAUGCUUUCUUCCACGGGAUUCGUAGGUUUCCCCCGCCAAGCGGAGGUCACAGGCACCCUGUUCGUCACUCGAACAGGUUCCCACUCUACAUGAUGCAGCUCUACCGGACUCUACUCGAGGGAGACACCGCCAGGACGCCAACUGUUAGCGCCGCCCGGACCAACAACGAUGACAACCCCCGCCUUCACGACUCUGACUACGUACUCAGUCUGGUUGCCAAAAGUUGUCACCAAAUCGGUGGGAGGUGGUCUGUCACCUUUGACAUGUCCUCCAUCUCUGCAAGUGACAAGGUCCAGCGCUCCGAGCUGCGGAUCCGCCUGCCUGCAUUCUCUGCCUCUAAGCGUGUCACUGUGGACAUGUACCACUCCCAGAGAUGCUCCUACUCCAGCCCGCCAUGCCCAAAGGAGAGCCUCUUCCUGGGCCACCUGAAGGCAGAGCCAAGCUCUCUGACCUCCUCCACAUCCAACUGGAGGGUGUUCAACGUCACCGCCCUGCUCCACUACUACUGGCUGCACCAGAGAGGCUCUGCACCUGGCCAGGAAGUGCGCAGGCCAGUGGAGAGAGAGGAGGAGGAGGGACAAGAGAGGGUCCUGCACCCCACAGCCGACCGGGUCAUGGUGGUGGUCUUCUCCAAGCACCAGGCAGAGAAGCGGGCUCCCACCCUCAUUCACACCGCUGAGCACUCCAAGUACGUCACUCUGGACUGGGAGCGAGCUAGAGCUGGGGCCGACCCUGCUGCCAGCGUAGAGGUAGAGGGCGGGAAAGGAACCAGUCGCAGGAAAAGGCAUGGGUACCACCAGAGAGCAGGAGUGGCUGGGGUGGCCCCUGGUGUGGCCCCCAUGGAGGAGAGGAAGGACCCGUUGUGCAGGAAGGUGGACAUGUGGGUGGACUUUGACCAGAUUGGCUGGAACGAGUGGAUUGUUUACCCCAAGCGCUACAAUGCCUACCGCUGUGAGGGCAGCUGCCCUACCCCAGUGGACGAGACCUUCACCCCCACCAACCAUGCUUACAUGCAGAGUCUGCUGAAACUUCACCACCCAGACAGGGUCCCAUGCCCGUUCUGUGUGCCCACCCGCCUGGCCCCUCUCUCCAUGCUGUACUACGAGAACAGUGAGGUGGAGACGCGGCACUUCGAGGGUAUGGUGGUGGAGGAGUGUGGUUGCCACUGAUCAGCCUGUGUGCCAACAUGGACACUAUAUCCAUCCCAGGUAAACACCACUCUGUCCCAGCUUCUGCUCUCAAUGUGCAGGCCUCAGGAAGAAAGUUGAGGUGCAAAGGUGUGGGCUUACACUGUGAGUGUAGUCUCAAUGCUCAAGGCUUUUCUACAAGGACAGCUGCUGCUUUCAGCCAGUACACUAUGGUUAUACCAGACACUGAAGCAGACUGAACACAAGCACUGAAAAAGAUCACGAGAAUCGUCAAAAAAGGAUGAAGAGAAUCACUUAUAAUGUAUAAGGACUAAUGAUUAAGGCAAGGACAACGCAGACCCCUUAAGUGCUUUAAUUCCUCUGUAUGACCCAGUGUUGAUACAGUAUUAUUUUAAAAUGUAAAUAUUAGAGUAAUGAGUAAUGUAUUUUUUUAAAGGACUCGAAGUAUGUUUGUUUAAUAAAUCCUCAAUUAAUUGCA